ACGUUCACAUGUUGUAACGACACUGCAUAUGCAAUUUACCCCCACGGUAUCGGACUAUCCCUAGCUAUACCUACCUGUCGGCAGACAGCUCAACAUUCACUAUAUCGGCGGUAUAUCCCUGUCUCUCCGGUCGUUCCCCUCGCCGUCGUAAACCUACUCAUGUACCCAUGCGCACCAAUGCAAAUGGUUCGAGAAUGAACAAAUAGCACGCAAUAAUCUGCGUGAUUCGUAUCAUCCCGAGGGUUGUUCUGCGGGAGUCUUGAUAUAAGAUCAUGAUCGAGACGCAGAGAUGUCAUCAUUCUAUCCAUGCACACGAUGGCAUUCACGAAUGGAACCAACGGAACCAACAAGUCCGGUAACGCGCAAGAAGUCGACUUCAGAGACCCGGCUGUGUAUUCCGAGUAUGAGUCGAAGUGGUCAUCCAUCCCGGAAGAUGAAGCAGGCUGGCUGCAGCGUGCUCAAGAUGUCGCAGAUGUGCUCGCCGUCGAUGCCGUCGUACGAGAUCAAGAGAACAAGUCUCCACGUGCGGAAGUUGCACUACUAAAACACUCUGGGUUACUGAAGCUCCUUGGUCCGAAGCAGUAUGGCGGCGGUGGUCAGCCUUGGAGUGUGGGCUACAAGGCGAUUCGGAAGGUCGCCGAAGCAGACGGGUCAAUUGGCAUGCUACUUGGCUACCACCUCCUCUGGUCAACCACAGCCAACAUCGUUGGCUCACCCCAACAAGCCGAUCGCUUCCAGAAGCUCAUUAUCUCGAACAACUACUUCAUCGGCGGCGCGGUCAACCCCCGAGACAGCGACCUAUCCAUCAAAUCCGACGGCGACAAUCUCGUCUUCAACGGGUUCAAGUUCUUCAAUACAGGCGGUGUCGUCUCCGAUCUUACCGUCCUCGAGGGUGUUUACGAAGGCACCCAGAACCAUAUCUUCGCCUUCGCAAAGACGGAUCAACCCGGUGUACAAUUCGGACAUGAUUGGAACAACAUUGGUCUGCGCUUGACGGAGUCGGGUAGUGUCAAGAUCUCCGAUGUGCGCGUACCUUGGACGGAUGCGCUGGGUUGGAACGUCGAGAGGAAAGAACCAGACCCCCGCGCGCUGCAAAUACCGUUCGCGACGCUACUUCUGCCAACCAUUCAGCUCGUUUUCAGCAACUUCUAUCUCGGUAUUGCACUGGGCGCACAGCAAUAUGCAGCGAGGUACACAGCGAAGGGAACUCGGGCAUGGCCCUUCGGUGGCGACAACAAGGAGAAGGCCACAGACGAAUUCUACAUCCUUGAACGCUACGGGAACUUCCACGCACACCUCCGCGCCGCAUCCGCCCUGGCAGACCGCGCAGGCCAAGAAGUCGACGCCAUCUUGAACAAAUACGCAGGCGAUCUGGAAACCCGCGGGAAACUGACUUCACGGGAGCGGGGUGAGCUGGCGGAAUGGGUUGCAAGUGUCAAGGUCGUUACAACAGAUACCAGCCUGCGAGUCACUUCUGGGGUGUUUGAGGUGACAGGCGCGAAAGCGACAAGUGCAAGGGUGGGCCUGGAUCGGUUUUGGAGGGACGUGAGGACGCAUACCUUGCAUGAUCCAGUAGCGUAUAAGAAUCGCGAGUUGGGGAGGUUUGAAUUGUUGGAUGAGAUUCCAGAGGCUACUUGGUACACCUGAUUAUGUUGUGCGAAUGUAUCUUGACUUCUCCCUGUCUUUUCUAGACGAGGUUCUGCAUGUAGCGAGAACGUUAGCUGUUAGUCGAUUCGAGGGUGACUUC
This is a messenger RNA of Alternaria rosae, 1747 nucleotides long. Its product is annotated as acyl-CoA dehydrogenase/oxidase. Gene Ontology annotation, biological process: L-leucine catabolic process. Gene Ontology annotation, molecular function: flavin adenine dinucleotide binding; 3-methylbutanoyl-CoA dehydrogenase activity. The record is from RefSeq and is a predicted model, not a curated record. NCBI's taxonomy places the organism in Eukaryota, Fungi, Ascomycota, Dothideomycetes, Pleosporales, Pleosporaceae. The transcript is spliced from 3 exons. Bases 307 to 1647 code for a protein of 446 amino acids.